Messenger RNA from Grus americana (Whooping crane), 6432 nucleotides. RefSeq names its product protein phosphatase 1 regulatory subunit 3A (gene PPP1R3A). NCBI's taxonomy places the organism in Eukaryota, Metazoa, Chordata, Aves, Gruiformes, Gruidae. The coding region runs from base 1 to 3528 and encodes 1175 amino acids. The transcript is spliced from 4 exons. The record is from RefSeq and is a predicted model, not a curated record. Gene Ontology annotation, molecular function: glycogen binding; protein phosphatase 1 binding. Gene Ontology annotation, biological process: regulation of glycogen biosynthetic process. Gene Ontology annotation, cellular component: protein phosphatase type 1 complex.
AUGGAGUCUUUUGAAAGACCUAGUCGGGUUAGCACGGCUAACUUAUUAGAAGUCCCCACUGUAAUUGAUUUCUCUUCAGAGGACGAAGAUGUUAAACCUGACAUUAAACAUCGUUUCUCUCCACUUCCCCGAAGGCGGAAUUCUGCUUCUUCAGACGAAGAGGAGGCAGAUAUCCCCACCACCAUUGCAAGAAAAGUUUCAUUUGCUGAUGCAUUUGGGUUUGAUCUUGUGUCCGUUAAAGAGUUCGAUACCUGGGAAGUUCCAAACACAGGACAAAACGAUGACAUAGAAGACGAAGUUUUCCCUCAGGAGGAAUAUUUUUUCUCUCAACUGUUUACGCUACCUGCUUCGCAAGAAGAACUUUUGCAAAAAGUGCGAGAACAGAAAGUACUGUUGGAGUCAAUCGUGUUCCUGCCUGGGAUUACCUGUAUGAACGGUAUUAUACGAGUCCUCAAUGUAUCCUUUGAAAAACUGGUGUAUGUUCGAAUGACACUGAAUGACUGGGUCAGUUAUUAUGACAUCCUUGCAGAGUUCAUGCCUAAUUCUUGUGGUAGUGAAACCGAUCAGUUCUGCUUUAAGAUUUCUUUGGUGCCUCCUUAUCAGAGAGAUGGAGCUAAGGUGGACUUCUGUAUACGCUAUGAGACAUCGGUUGGUACCUUCUGGGCAAACAACGACGACAAAAAUUACACACUGAUUUGUCACAAGAAAGAAACUGUGCCCAGGGUGGAUAAUAAACCACACAAAGAGGUUACUGAUAGACAUCUUAAAGGCUGCUUAAAGAUGACACAAAGCAGCAAAGAAGAAAUAUUGGCAACGUCUGACGAUGAUACGUGGAAUAAUUCAAGGACUUCAGACACAAACAUCCCAGAGAUUGUUUAUUCACAAGCAGAAGACAAAGACACCAAACCAGCUAAUGAAAAUAUAAAAGAUAAAAAUGCAGAAUACAACCAGGGUGAUCACGAAGAUGAUGAAAAAGAAUUAGAAUUGCUGCUAAAUCAGCACUUCACAGGAGCUAGAGGUACCUCUUCCAGAGAUGAAAGGAAUUUAUACACAACAGAACCAGUUAAUUUUCCAAGUGAAACUGAAAGAUUGGAGAAAAAGCUAACCUGUAUAGAACGCAGCAGUGACUUGCUAAGGCACCCUGUGCCUAUCAGUUCCUCAUCUGAAAACACUUCACAAGAGAUAGGAGGAGAAUUAAAAGAUAAAGUUAAGUAUUCUCUAAGAGAUUAUAAUAGUCAGCCAUCAGGGAAGGAAGGUGCUGCCAGCUCAGUAAACAGCUGUGAGCGGUCUUUGGAACAUACUGGUGCCAGUGAAAGUCUUUUAUCGGCAAAAUAUUUUCCUGGGACAAAGCAGAAUGAGGCUAUCGAUAUUACGGCUACUGUCUCAAGCCAACAAAGAGAGAGCCACACAGAUAUUUCAAAAGGAGAAACAGAUAGUGCCUCGGGAAGUAGGAUGAUGGAGAGGUUAUUCAUCAGUGAGGAUGCUGCUGAUACCUCGAAAGGGGCCUGUGAAACGAGACCAGAAACCAUUCCUCCAGAGCAUGAUGAAUCCAUGCAAUUAAAUGCACACAUAGCAGGAACGCUGGAUGGCAAUGCUAAUCCAGCUCCGGAGCACCAGGUGCCGCAAAUAUCUCACCAAACUCUGGAUUCAUUGUUGUCAGAUGCUGACAAAAAUGAAGGAAAAAUCAAGAUGAUUGAAAGCAAAGUUCAGGUACAUUUAAGAGGAGAUUUAUACGCCGACACUUUUGCACAUUCUGAUGUCUCAAUAGAUUCCACAAAGAGCCAAUAUACGCAAAAAAAAGGAGUUGGUGAAAUGUCAGGAAAGGACCAUAACCCUGAUGCAGGGAAGGAGAAGAAAGUCAUCGAGGUAGCAGACUUAGCGCUAAUCGGCGAGGAGGAAGCACCCAAGCCUUUCGAGUCCCAUCGAAAACACACCACCAAAACGUUGAACACAACGCCUCUGUCAGCCGACGACCACAAACAGGUGCCCAGGCCUGCACAGGCAGAUCCUCCAGCAUCCUCUCCGGGGGAUGAAAGGAGAGACGAAGACACUCGGGAACACAGAGGAUUCACAAGGUUAAAAGACAGAGGAAAGUCAGGCAACACAAAUAAAGGAAGACUGAUAGGAAAGGAAAGCAGAGCAAGCCCCGUGGAGCUGGGGUGGCAGGAAUUGGGUAGCGAGGUGCGGUGGGGAGCGAGGGGGAACACGGGGCCUGGGAGUACGGCUUCCACUGAGGAGUUGUUUACCUGCCAGGAGGCAGAGAGUUGUGAAAAGUCUUCUAUCUCCGAGCAGAGUAUAACAGAGGAAGCAGAGGCAGGUACAGCUUAUAUAAUUAAAACAACAUCAGAAACUGCUCCAGAAAAAAUGUCUGCCAGUGAAAAAGCAGUAAUUGCUAAGCUACCUCAAGAGACUGCACUAAGUGACAGGCCCACAGAGGAAAAGGAAACAGCGUUUGAUACACAUGAAGGGAGAAAUGAUGGUUCACAUUAUGCUCUUUGUCAACUCAACACAGUGGGUGUAUUAUAUGACACUGAAUUUGAAAAGGAAUCAGUUUUAGAUAUUUAUAAUGCACGCAUACAUGAAACACUGCAAGGAGAAACGAUGUCUGUGUGCAAUAGCAGGGAAAAACGUGCCAAAGCACAACCAGACAUCGGUGAUAUUCUACCUGUAGGAGAAGCAGUAAACGCUUCUGCUGCAGGAAAGAAAGAAGAUUUGCAGCAGGGUUUAUAUUCAGAAGUAUCUAAAUGUCCCCCGAGCGCCCAGAAGCACCUAUCCAGUGAGGAAGCAGAAGCACUCUGUAGGGAAGAAAGCCAUGUCGGUACACUCUCCUAUUUACGUGCUGAAGCUGAAACAAAAAUGCCACCUUCUGGUACAAAUGCUAUGUCCAGUUACCAUUCUAAAAGCUCUUUAGUGGCAUCUUCUGUGGCAGGAGAUAUGGAACAUCUGUAUGGACACUUUGAAUUCAAAGCCAUUGACAAGGUUGCUGCUGAGUCAGGGUGCGAUUUAAGUCUACCAGAUGAAAUGACAUGUAUUAAUAAAAGCCUCUCUCCUGAAGCUGAAAAAAAAGAAGUACCUUCCACUUCAGACACAGUGAUUUCUAGAGAAGGAAGAGGAAGGAAUGUAGGUCAAUGUUUCCAUCAGGCAGAGUUCAAACAAGAGAAGCCAUCAAGGCCAGAGGUUUUAAUUAGUAAGCCUACUGAAGAAGUUGGAGGGACACGCUCUCAAUCUGACCGUUUAGUAACUGAGGGGAAAACGCUAAACUGGCUUGAUGACGCACAGAAGGAAAGCCAGCACAUUUCUGAUUUUGCAGAUAUUUCUAACGAGAAGAGUGAAGCACUUAAGUUACCUAGUGAGUCUCCAGCUUUAAAACAUAUUGCCUGCAAAAUCUUUUAUUUCUUCUUCUUUCUUUUAUUUGCUGCAACACUCUACCACUAUGAUUUGAUGGUUUGUCUUGCACUCUACCUGUUCUCCUUGUACUGGCUAUACUGUGAAGGAGGAAGAAACAAGGAGUCUGUCAAGAAAGAAUAACAUUGAUUGUCCACUGUGCUCAAGAUCCAUGGUCAAUAGUCUCCAACCCCUCCACAGCAUUUUCACUGUUAAAGAGCUUAUUCAUUGUUAGAACCAAAGCAAGUUUUCCACUGAAGCAUCUUUUUUAAAAGAUUACAUAUGAAGUUGAGCCUUCAUAUAAGUAAUUAUACUAUAUAGGACCAUUAUGUUUGGAUCAUUAAAUACCUAUAUGAAUAUGAGUUCUGAAGCACGUCAAGUUGAAAUGAAGUACAGCUGUUGCUCCUUAGCAGGAUAUGAAGAAGCAAUGCUUCAUAUCACUUUAGUACUUAAACCCACCAUUUUCUUGCAUUAAUUUCUUUUGCAGUAAAGCUUGAUAUUUUUCUGGGAGUUUUUUCUAAGUUUUUGUGUAGUUCUUAACACAAGGAACGGUAUAAAAACUAACUCAGUAUUUUGGUACUGACAUUGCAGUUGAUAAUCUGCUAGUCUAAUUAGCCAAUGCUCUAAGAAAUAUGACAUCCAUUGGUAGGUUAAUAUUUUUUUUCCAAAUUUUUAUUUAAUUGUUUUGACUUAGAGCUCCAGUGCUACCCCUGUUUGAAAAAUGUAAGGCUUUGACUUCAGUAACAUCACGUAACUUUCAGGAUGUAACUGCGUAGCAGAAUAGAUGUGCUGUUUCCACCCUGAAGAGAUUGCAGGCCACAGCCACAGGCCUCUUACCAUUCACUCACAUGCACGAAUGUUUUUGGUUUUUGUAAAUGAGGACUGUGUAACAUGAUUGAGAAUUUCACUGAAUUAAGUAUUAUUCCAGACAAAGCCUUUGAAUAACAUUUUUCAUCAGCGUUGCUUGAGCAUAUCUACAAAGCAUUAAAUAAAUUUUACAAAGGAGUGCUAUGACUGUGUGGAGCAUGUCUGAAUUAGGUUUACUGCUUUUUUCUAUGGCUUGCUACCUAAAACUUAUCAAACAUCAAGAAAAAACACAGGGCAUAGCCCUGGCAUUCAGUGAGGCUGCUUUGAGUGGUUUGGGUGAGGCAGAAAAACCUGGUAUCUGCCCUGAGAAGAGCCCAGAUUGAUCCCACGCAGCAGGAGCCCCACAGGGCAGGCACACUGGUGGCUCUGCUGCUCCAGCAUCGUGGGUCUCCCACGUAGGGUCAUGCCCAAAGUUUGCCUGGAAAGAAAAGGAUGGAUAGAUUAUGUUGCGCUUCAGCCAUUUUCCAGAUGAUGGUCACAAAUGCCAUCAUAGGUUAAAAGAAGCACUAACACUAUGUAAUGUUACUGGAACCCUAGAAUUUAAGGAGGAAAAAGAGUUGGUUUUAAGCUGUGUUUGUUUCCCUCUUCUCACUGCCACUGUGAAAUACUGCAUCAACUGUGAAAGGCUUGGAUGCAAUAUAUGGCUGAAGCUACAUAACAGUGAAGUUAUGUAGUUGUUAGCUUAGCUCUGAAAUAAGUCUUUUAAAGUCCAUUUAAAACUUAUUCACAUGUUUCAGGAUAUUAGGAGACUCUGCUACAGGAGGCACCUUGGCAUUCCUGUUCUACAGGGGACAAAACUUUCGAGCAUUGUGGGAGCGGUGCAUUCAGUGGGGUGAGCAAAUGUGUGGGUGAUCUAUUGCUGAUGUGCGUGUUGACGGCUGGAUACCUUGACAACUUUUGACAGCAAUUCAUGAAUGAGUUAUAGUGAUGGGCUAGACACAUUGAGGAGCAACACGUAAGUCUGUGAUACUGGUCCAGAUGUUCAAAGAUAUAUAGGAGUUAAUGCUCAUUGAGAUAAAGAAAUUAAUUCGACAGGCAUUAGGAGCUCGAUCCAAUAAAAAGCUUAGGCUUAGACUUAAAGUAGGAUUGGGGUUGAAUCUGUGUAAGUCCAAAAUAAUGAUCACAAACCCUUCUUUACCCCGCAGACUACAAAUGCUGAAAGAACAUAGCCUUUUUGUGAUGUUUAUAGGCACUUUUUAAAAAAUGACACUCCCUUACUUUUGGUGGUUCGCUCUCUGCAGUAUGAAAAGUCCCUGGUCUAAAUGGUUCAGAAUUUCAGCCUCACUGGGAUAGACACGUCAAGUAUGGCUUCCCUUCCCAAUACAGUGGGAGCUAUUGAGUAGCGUGAUAUAUUCUGACAGGAUCAAGGUCCUCAGUUAGAGGGCUAAAAAGGUGGAGGAAGCACCCUGCAUCUGUCCUGCUGAAACUGUCGCUGUGCAGUCAAGUACCAGAGCCCUGGGGCCAGAGAGAACAAGCACAUAAGACACAUUUUAGUCUAAUUGUUAAAACCACCAUGCCAGAAAGAAGAAUCUUUAGAUUCAGUUCCCAAUUCAAAGUCAUCUUCAAUCUAAUUUACCCUCUAACACUUUAAAGCAAAAUUCAUAAAAGACCAAAACCCAGGUUCCUGUCCUGUUAGGUAAAUGUUCUAUUUACUAAACCACAGGAUUCAAACCCAUGUUUGCAUAUCUCCAGCUUUACCAAACCUGGGCCUUCCAUCCAGCAGGAUGUACUUUAACCACUGGAUUACUAUUGUCAGGGGGAUUCUGGUCCCCAGGGUUUGGAAGUACCUCUGUGCAUAGAUGGGUUCCUACUUUGUCAACUGGGUGAAGCUGAAAGUGAUUCUCUGCUCAAAAUAAUAGCUACUUUUCUUUUCCAUUUGAAGGCGGAGACUUUCAUUUGCAGCUCACAUCCCAGGGGAGUUUUCUUCUCCCAGAGAUUUGGUCCUAGAAGAGACAUAUAAUGUCUAUUUCCUAGAGAAACCUAAAUCAGAUGUAGUCCAAACGCUUAAGCAUCUGAGAUGAUAGCUAAAUAACUUUAUAUAUCUUGGAGAGGGACCUUAUUGCAAUCAAAGUUGAGCAGUUCAGCCACUAUGCAAGUGGGAAAGCCUGGCUGUGUUUUUUGAUUGAAUCUUUGGGACUGCAAGGAGAGUGCACUUUGGGAAAUCAUUUGGUCUUUUACCUG